Suricata suricatta (meerkat) is the source of this 802-nucleotide messenger RNA. RefSeq names its product heat shock factor binding protein 1 like 1 (gene HSBP1L1). The record is from RefSeq and is a predicted model, not a curated record. Gene Ontology annotation, biological process: cellular heat acclimation. Bases 257 to 475 code for a protein of 72 amino acids. Lineage: Eukaryota; Metazoa; Chordata; Mammalia; Carnivora; Herpestidae. The transcript has 4 exons. Gene Ontology annotation, cellular component: cytosol; nucleus. Gene Ontology annotation, molecular function: transcription corepressor activity.
CCCCGGACCUCCUCCCAGGACCCGCGGGUCCCCGGCGCGCACGGCCACGCCCUGCCCAGGAAUUUCCUCCCGGGCCCUUUUCCGGCGUCCGGGGGUCAGGAGCACACCCGGGCUCUCCCCGCGUUUUCCUCCCGCCGCCCCAGCCUCUCUGCGCCUCGUCGCUGCGGGGAUCUGUGCGGGUGGGGUGCCGCCGGGACCCCCGGCCCACCUGGACCCCUGCCCCGCGGGACCCACCUGGACCGCCCGGAUCACCGACAUGGACGCGCGGGGACCCAAAGCCCCGGGCGGGGACGCGCUGCGGGACGCGGCAGAAAAUCUAUUUCAGGAACUUCAAGAACAUUUUCAAGCUCUAACUGCAACGUUGAACCUCAGAACGGAAGAAAUGGGAAAUCGGAUCGAAGAUUUACAGAAGAGUGUGAAUGACUUAAUGGCGCAAGCUGGGAUUGAAAAUCCUAUUAAAGAACAAAUGACCUGAAGACAGUGGACCAGUCACUUCAAAAUGUGAUAAAGUCAAAGCUGUACUUUUUGAAUAAUAAUUUGCAUAAUACGAGUUCUGAUUUUUUAAAUUUAAAUAUUCAUUUUAAUGAAAUGAAAGAUUAAAAGAACAAUGCAAUAAGAACAUAGUUUAGAAGGUGAUUAACCACUGGACAAAGAUGGUUGUAAAACGGCAGGACAACUUUCAAUGCAGACCUCGUGUUCCCAAAACACAGGAGGAAAGCAUAAGCUAUAUCAGGUCAAUUUUUUUUCCCGCAUUAAGUUCUAUAUAGAUCUUUUAAAAAUAUAUCAUAAGCUGUUUUCUGAU